Messenger RNA from Ananas comosus (pineapple), 762 nucleotides. RefSeq names its product protein RADIALIS-like 4. The transcript is spliced from 2 exons. NCBI's taxonomy places the organism in Eukaryota, Viridiplantae, Streptophyta, Magnoliopsida, Poales, Bromeliaceae. Gene Ontology annotation, molecular function: DNA-binding transcription factor activity. The record is from RefSeq and is a predicted model, not a curated record. Bases 81 to 416 code for a protein of 111 amino acids.
GUGAUAACAAAUUAUAUUCCUCCUCUUGUGUGUGGUUGUAACACUUUUUGUUGCUUGCAGUAGUGCAAAGAAUAAAGAUUAUGAGAAUGGAAGAUAGUGAUCAAGAUGGUGCAAGUGCCAGUGCUGCAAGCAGCAGCAGCAGCAGUAGUAGCUGGAGCUGGGAGGAGAACAAGCGGUUCGAGCUCGCGCUGGCGGCGGUCGACGAGCGGAGCCCUGACCGGUGGGCGGAGAUCGCGUCGAUGGUCGGAAGAGAGAAGAGCGCGGAGGACGCGCGGCGGCGGUAUGAGGCCCUGCUGGAGGAUCUCUGCAUCAUUGAAUCUGGUGCACUUGACUAUGAAUAUGUUGCAUGUUUAGGUGUUGGAGAAUCACUCUGUUGGAAUCAACAGUGGUUUGAUCCACUGAGCUUAUCUUCUUAAAGCAUUGCUCUGCAGCCGCAAAAAUUGAAGCUUCUGAAGUUUCAUCAGAGGCAGAUUGAUUUCUGAUCCUGUUGCAGAAACUAAGCAACUUGCUUGUUCUGAGAAAAGGGCUCGAAUAGCCGAUAAAAUCAACGAUUUAGUAUAGAAGUGAAUUUAAAUCUGACACUUUGUAUGAUAAACUGCUGCUUAUAACAAAAUUAGUGGGUGUUUUCGUCAGAAAUCGGUGUCUGAUCACUGAGAUCUCGUUCUCGCCCCUCCUAGAUAGCGAGGACGUCUAUCUUUUAUCCCCCACUUUAUUCUCCAACCAAACAUUGCCGAAUUAUAUAUAUUUAUUUUUUUUUUUAUC